GAAAACCCACAUGGACCAAACUAGGAAUCCCAGCCCCAGCAACAACAGCAGCAAGAUCAGUAGCAGCAGCCGACUUCUGGUGCUUCAAAGCCACUUGUCUACUCAGAAGCCUACUAUGGCUUCCGAGAAAGAAGCUGCUCUCGCUGCAGCCGCUCUUCCUGCCGAUUCUCCAACUAUAUUUGACAAGAUUAUUAACAAGGAAAUUCCUGCUAACGUUGUCUAUGAAGAUGACAAGGUUUUGGCUUUUAGAGACAUAAAUCCUCAAGCACCCAUACACAUUCUGCUUAUUCCAAAAGUGAAAGAUGGCCUAAGUGGAGUUUCGAAGGUUCCUGAAGCUGAGGAGAGGCAUAUUGAGAUUCUUGGACGCCUUCUUUAUACUGCAAAACUUGUUGCCAAACAAGAAGGCCUGGAAGAUGGCUUCAGACUUGUGAUUAAUGACGGGCCCAGUGGAUGUCAAUCUGUUUAUCAUCUUCACAUUCACCUUCUUGGUGGACGCCAAAUGAACUGGCCACCAGGCUAAAGACUAGUUCAUGCCAAAAGUAUACCUUGAUGGUGUAGUGCUUAUAUGUGCCUCCCCUUAUCUAACAGAAUUAUAAUAGAUAUUGUGCUAUGCUAUGUUAACAAAGAUGUAGCAUGGAUCUAUGUAUUGGGUUGAACCUGCUUUUUAAUCUAUUCUGUCUCUCAGUACUUGCAAUAAUAGUCUGAAUAUUGUGCCCUUUUGUGUUACCUUAAACGCUGUAUUUUUAUUUGACCCUGGUGUGGCAUCGUCAGAAUGUGAAGGGUACUACUUUGCAGCAGA
This is a messenger RNA of Coffea eugenioides, 799 nucleotides long. RefSeq names its product 14 kDa zinc-binding protein. The coding region runs from base 11 to 520 and encodes 169 amino acids. Gene Ontology annotation, molecular function: adenylylsulfatase activity. Gene Ontology annotation, biological process: purine ribonucleotide metabolic process; sulfur compound metabolic process. The record is from RefSeq and is a predicted model, not a curated record. Gene Ontology annotation, cellular component: cytoplasm. The transcript has 5 exons. Lineage: Eukaryota; Viridiplantae; Streptophyta; Magnoliopsida; Gentianales; Rubiaceae.